Cordyceps fumosorosea ARSEF 2679 is the source of this 1851-nucleotide messenger RNA. RefSeq lists its product as hypothetical. NCBI's taxonomy places the organism in Eukaryota, Fungi, Ascomycota, Sordariomycetes, Hypocreales, Cordycipitaceae. Gene Ontology annotation, biological process: protein secretion. Gene Ontology annotation, cellular component: endoplasmic reticulum membrane. Gene Ontology annotation, molecular function: guanyl-nucleotide exchange factor activity; protein binding; GTPase activator activity. The transcript has 2 exons. The record is from RefSeq and is a predicted model, not a curated record. The coding region runs from base 1 to 1851 and encodes 616 amino acids.
AUGUCGCAGCCAUUUCCGACCACAUACACCAGGAGCGACUACCCGCUCUUCGCCGUCGAAUUUGACCCGGAGGAUGAUUCGCGCAUCAUCGCCAGCGGCGGAGGAGGUCCCAACCGCUCCGGCGUGCCCAACAAACUCAGCGUCCUGGAAACCUCCGGCGCAGACGACUUGCGCAUCGUCGGGGAGCUCGACUUACCACGCAGCGAGGACAGCGUCAUGUCCCUCGCCUUUGCCGGGCGCAAGGGAAAGACGAUCAGCGUUCUCGCGGGCGUCAACUCGCACCAGGACGACAUCGUCAAGGGAAAGAACGAGCAUUUGCGUAGCAUCUCGAUUCGCGGCACCGGCCCCGACACCAGCGUCAAGGAGGACCUCCGCCACCCGCUCAUCGUCGACUCGGCCCCGGCGGUCUACCAGCGGCUGCUGCGCGUGGCCGGGAACCUUGGCGCGGCGGCCUCCGCCAACGGCAAGGACCCGCAGGUCGCGCUCUUCGACGUCCCCAGCAGCAGGGGUGCCGCGCUGAAGAGCCGCGGGACGAUCGAGCUCCCCCGGGAGGCCGAGGACAUGGACCUCGUGCAGUUGGCGGACGGCGACCACCUGCUGACGUACUGCUACGGCCAGGAGCUGUUCCUGGUUAAGGUGGGCAAGGGCCAGCAAGACCCGCAGCUCAUCUACAACAUCGCGUCCGACGAUACGGUGGCGCCCUCAGCGGCCACUCGGCCCAAGUUCCGCUUCGCGCGUUUCCUCGGCCCCGAGUUCAUUCUCACCGUCGCCAACAUCGGCCGCGCGGGCGCCGUCGUACACGGCUUCCGCCUGCCUAAGCCCGGGCAGGAGAAGGCGCGCCUGGCCGUGUCGGCCAAGCUGGACCGCAAGACGCAGGCCACCGCGUUUGCGCUCGCCAGCCUCUCGCGCCCGACGCUCAGCGCCAAGGGCGGCGUCGAGUCGCUCGGCGACACGCAGUUUGUGAUUGCCGUCGCGCGCGGCGACGCCUCCAUCUCGCUCAUGUCGCUGACGCACGUCGCGUCGCCGGCCGUCAACCUCCUCACCAGGCUGCACCCCCUGACGACUCUGCAGGGCGUGCACGGCCACAGCGAGAUCACGGGCAUGGCCCUGUCGACGUUUACCGCGCCGACGAAGAAGGCGGCGGCGGCGGGGGAGACGCAGUUCCUCAAGCUGGUGAGCGUCACAAUGUCCAAGUCGAUUGCGCUGCAGAGCAUCCCGCUCAAGCAGUUCGUAGACAAGACGCCGAGGAACAAGAACGCGCCCCCGCGGCCGGUCCGCUACGUCACCAAGAUGGAGGCCAGGGCUCCCACGACGGCCAAGAGGGCCAUCACGCUCUUCUCCAUCGUGGUGCUCCUGCUCGCGCUCGUCGGGCAGUACGUGUUCGAGGUGAUGGGCGCCGGCUACCCAAUCUUCUUCCCCGGUGCCUCGACGACGACGACGACGACGCUAACCAGCACGCCAUCCGUGGUUGCUCACCUGCAGAAUGCCGCGCCGGUCGUCGCCGAGAUGGACAGCACCGCGCUGCUGCGGGACGACUUCCUGGCCAAGAUUGUCGGCGACGGGCAGGUGGUGCCGACCGACGACGUCGUGGUGCUGGUAGCUGAGACGCUGAAGCGCGACGCGGGUGAGGGGGAGGGGGCGGUUGCCGCGGAGAUCAAGGUCGAGGCGCACGACGAGGAGGUUCACGGGCCCGGCAAGGCGUGGGAGGAUCUGCCGGAGGAGCAGCGGCACGCGUGGACGGCCCGCCUGCGUGACGCCGGCGCGUGGACGCAGCAGAUGGGCGAGACGGUCUUCAAGGGCGUGCUCUUUGGUGAGAUUGGCGGCGCCAUCGGCCACGCCAUGGCCGGGUGA